Molecule: messenger RNA, 282 nt
Organism: Sipha flava (yellow sugarcane aphid)
Lineage: Eukaryota; Metazoa; Arthropoda; Insecta; Hemiptera; Aphididae
Biological process (GO): neuropeptide signaling pathway; ecdysis, chitin-based cuticle
Molecular function (GO): ecdysis-triggering hormone activity
Source: RefSeq, a predicted model, not a curated record
GCGCUGGUGCUGAUGGUCGUCGGAUCGGCGGCGGCCGACAUGGCCGACGUGGGCAUGUGCAUCAGGAACUGCGCGCAGUGCAAGAAGAUGUUGGGCGCCUACUUCGAGGGACCGUUGUGCGCGGACGCAUGCGUAAAGUUCAAGGGCAAGAUGAUCCCGGACUGCGAGAACAUCGACUCGGUGUCACCGUUCCUGAACAAGCUGGAAUAGUGUUCGAGAUCGCGCGGCACCGUAAACGAACAGACGAACAGAGUAUAAUACCGUAGUAUAUGUAUGUAUAAU